Molecule: messenger RNA, 477 nt
Organism: Cryptosporidium ubiquitum
Lineage: Eukaryota; Apicomplexa; Conoidasida; Eucoccidiorida; Cryptosporidiidae
Exons: 1
Coding region: 1-477 (158 amino acids)
Source: RefSeq, a predicted model, not a curated record
AUGGUAAAGACUAUUCCAUACACACCGGGAAAGAAUUCGAGUAAUAUAUUAUUAGUAGAUGGAGUUUCACAAAUAGUUAAAUUACCAAAUGGAAUAGAUAGUAAGAAUUUACUUGGAAAUAUUACAUCACCAACGGAAUCACUUAAUUUACAGAAUAUUACAAAUCUAACAAAUGGUUCAUUAAGUAAUAUUACAGAGAAGAUUUCAAAUAGAAAUGCUACAUUAAAUAAUGAGAAUUUAGUGGUAAAUUCAAACUUUCAAUCUUUAAAAAAUUUUACUUCAGCUUUAGAAGGUAAUAAUAUCACAAAUAAUAGUUUGAACAUGAAUAGUACUUUACUAACAAACUCAACAUUAAAUAAAUUGAUUAAUGGUAAAUUUAACACAACUGAUAUUUUUAGAGGAAUUGGAAAUACCAUAAAUAAUAUUUCAAGAAGUAUUAAAGAUCAGAAUGAAAAUGAAAUUGAAAAUUUGAAUUAA